GGAGUCUGGGCCGUGUCCCGCCCCUUCUCCUGUAAACUUCGCCCGCUCCAGGUUUGGACGGUGGAGUUGGAAGGGCUGGGAGUAGCUGCACACCCCCCACGCUUUCCCCAUGGUUUCGGUGACUAGAGCGGUGUUUGGAGACCUGCCCUCAGGGGCAGGGACAGUGGAGAAGUUCCAGCUGCAGUCAGACCUGCUGAAAGUGGACAUCAUCUCCUGGGGCUGCACCAUUACAGCCUUGGAGGUCAAAGACAGGCAGGGCAGGGCGUCAGAUGUGGUGCUCGGCUUUGCAGAGUUGGAAGGGUACCUCCAAAAGCAGCCCUAUUUUGGAGCAGUAGUUGGCAGGGUUGCCAACCGAAUUGCCAAAGGAACCUUCACGGUGGACGGGAAGGAGUACAAGCUGGCCAUUAACAAUGGGCCCAACAGUCUGCAUGGAGGAGUCAAGGGGUUUGAUAAGGCUCAACCCCCGGCCCUACAGCAAAUAUGUGAUGCAGGAAAGACGCUGGUCCAGUGGUGGAGAGGAGCCGAUGCACUGGCCCCGUUCCAGGACCCGUUCUGCAGCUCAUCUGACUGUAAUGGCCACAGGGGGCCCCGCGUGAAAGGGCAGAAGCCCUGGACCUGGGAAAGAGAGAGAAGGACCUCACAGCGUCUGGAUCAGGAAGUCGUCUGGACCCCUCAGGUGCUGUCAAAUGGCGUCCAGUUCUCGCGGGUCAGUCCAGAUGGUGAGGAAGGUUACCCUGGAGAGUUGAAAGUCUGGGUGACGUACACGUUGGAUGGUGGGGAGCUUACGGUCAACUACCGAGCACAGGCCAGUCGGACCACUCCGGUCAAUCUGACCAAUCAUUCUUAUUUCAACCUGGCAGGCCAGGGUUCCCCAAACAUCUAUGACCAUGAAGUCACUAUAGAAGCUGAUGCCUUUUUGCCUGUGGAUGAAACCCUGAUUCCUACAGGAGAAGUUGCUCCAGUCCAAGGAACUGCCUUCGACUUGAGGAGGCCCGUGGAGCUGGGCAAACACCUGCAGGACUUCCGCAUCCAGGGCUUUGACCACAAUUUCUGCCUGAAGGGAUCUAAAGACAAGCACUUUUGUGCACGGGUCUGUCAUGCUGGAAGUGGGCGGGUUCUGGAGGUGUACACCACCCAGCCGGGGGUCCAGCUUUACACGGGCAACUUCCUGGAUGGCACACUGAAGGGCAAAAGUGGAGCAGUUUAUCCCAAGCACUCUGGCUUCUGCCUCGAGACCCAGAGCUGGCCUGAUGCAGUCAAUCAGCCCAACUUCCCUUCUGUGCUGCUGAGGCCUGGUGAGGAGUACGACCACACCACUUGGUUCAAGUUUUCGGUUGCUUAAGGAAGUGUAAAGACAUGACCUCCAGGGCCAGGCUGAGAGCCCCUUGGACAGCCUGUCUCCUGUCCAGAGAGGAGAUGAGGAUUUAUAGGCUUCACAAGUGAUCCUGUGACUCAAAAUCAUAUAAAGUGUAGCUUCACAGUGAUUAAUCAGAAUUGUGAUUUCCUUUCCCGGUGACUGGCUACAGGUCAGUCUAAUGACCAGCUGUAUCCUCCGUGUGGUUAAGAGGAUCCAACCACCUUGUCUUCGCCUAAGCCUGGACCCUGACCCGGAAGGGGUACACAGCCCCUUGCUGUGUUGGCUGUCUCUCUGCCCUGCUUUCUUCUCUUUACCCUUCCUUUUUUUGAUCCUACUCUCAUUCCGUUUCUUUGUCCUCCUCUCCGCCUCAAGCCACCCCAUCCCUGUGCAGCACUUCAGAGUUUUCAGUCACAUUGAUAAGGCAGCAGAUGAUUGAGUGAAGGAGCCGGGGCUUAGGGAGGGUAAAUGACCCUCAUAAAGGCACAGCCUGUUUUAGUGAGGACUUGACAUCAGGUCGUGCACAUUCAAGUCCCCUUCUGUUUCCAUUUCAGUCUGCCAAAGUAUUCCUAGGAUCACUGACCUUUGUUAGGUCCAGCCUUUCUUUCCAGAUUCAUACUUAUGAGAAGCAUUAGUCUGAGUUUAGCUGUCUCUAAGGAUACGACUUACAGGGCCAGGUCAAAAUAUCCAGGAAGAAGCUAUCAUUUUGAUCUCUGCCCUUGUGGUAGAGGAAGCCCAAGUUCAGCCAUGGCAUGGAAGCAAGCUAGCCCCUGGAGACAGCUGUUAGUGUGGAGAGGGCCUUCCCUGAGGACUGUACAUUGCACCUGGCACAAGACGCUGUUACAUAGUUGGGCCUAGAGCGCUCCCCUUUCCUGAACAAUUGAAUCAUCAGCGAUGGGUUUGGGUUGGUGGUUGGUUUAGGUUUUUAAAGAUAUGUAUCUUCCACAGUUAUAUACUAGUCAUCAGUUGAAAUAAAACCCGAACUUGCACCUUC
This is a messenger RNA of Suricata suricatta (meerkat), 2348 nucleotides long. It is a transcript of the gene GALM, whose product is annotated as galactose mutarotase. The record is from RefSeq and is a predicted model, not a curated record. Gene Ontology annotation, biological process: glucose metabolic process; beta-D-galactose catabolic process via UDP-galactose, Leloir pathway. Lineage: Eukaryota; Metazoa; Chordata; Mammalia; Carnivora; Herpestidae. The transcript is spliced from 8 exons. The coding region runs from base 110 to 1342 and encodes 410 amino acids. Gene Ontology annotation, molecular function: carbohydrate binding; aldose 1-epimerase activity.